CCGCAGGCUUUCCUUCAUAACAAACGUCGAUGUGCACUAUGGCAGUGUCUCCCGAUGAUAGCUGCACCAUCCCUUUAAACAUAUCACCAGAUGCAUGUCUCGAGGCCGUGGCUAAGAUCCUGGUCGCACAUGCGGGACAAGCUGUGUACGCUUACGAACGCGAAUCGAUAUGGCACGUCGGUGUGGACAGCAAAGCAUUUUUCACUAUCGAUCCGCAUGGCGAAACGGCAACAAUCGAGACGGACGCCGCUCGCUCCUCUACUAAAAUAACUGGAGAUAUUAAGAAGGUUAUUGCGGCCUUCACUUGUCGCUAUGCCCAGGACGGGGGAAUGAUAUUCGGCCAGAUCGGCUUCAACUACUCUGCUUACAUCAAUGGUGUCAAGUUUGAGCCGGGCUCCUGGCCAUUGGUCAGUCUUUUUGUCCCGCGGUUGCAAGUCCGUGUUCAGAAGGGCGCGGUCUCGCUCCGUAAUUGGACAGAAAAAGAUUUGCAAGUCAUCAAAACAGCACUCUCCCAUUCUGUUCCCAUAUUCUAUAAGUACGGCCGGCCAGACGAGUCAACAAAUGGAGAGCCGUAUCGGGAUGUCGUGCAGCAAGUACUAAGCGAGAUCGGCAGAGGCUUGUAUCAAAAAGUCAUUGCCUCUCGGGCUAUAGAUCUAUUGUACAAGGUCGACAUGGUCGGAACUCUGGUAUGCGGACGACGCGCCAACACGCCUAGACGCGCAUUUCUGGUUGACCAUCACGGCUUCAGCGCUACUGGAUUCAGUCCUGAGCUUGUCAUGUCUUUUCAGGAUGGCAAAGUCACCACUGAGCCACUUGCCGGAACUAGGGCAAAUGUAGGCACCGAAAAGGAGCGAUCGCGGCUACAGAAUGAUCUCCUCAAUGACCCUAAGGAGGUCAUGGAGCACAUUAUCUCAGUCCAGGAAGCAAUGCGGGAAAUGAAUCAGUUUUGUGCAGAUGGCACUGUGGCCGUGGCCGAUCUCAUGUCUGUGAAGCAACGUGGAAAGGUGCAGCACUUAGCUUCCACAGUCACUGGAACUCUCUGCCCGUCUAAGGGCGUAUGGGACGCUUUUCACGUAUUAUUCCCAGCAAUUACGGCUACCGGUAUUCCUAAAAUGAAGGCCAUUGAGGCCAUCCAUCGCCUAGAGACUCGCCCCCGCGAACUCUACUCGGGAGCUGUUCUGCUUUUUGAGGGAUCCAAAUCAGUCGAGGCAUCAUUGGUCCUUCGCUCGGUCUUUCAAGAUUCUGAACGUAGCUGGCUGCAAGCAGGAGCAGGAAUCAUAGCCUUGUCGACCCCGGAUCGGGAGCUUACAGAAACGUGUGAGAAGCUGCGAAGCGUUGCUCCCUUCGUGAUGUCGAUCAGAGAAGAAGCACGGUAG
This is a messenger RNA of Lindgomyces ingoldianus, 1376 nucleotides long. Its product is annotated as salicylate synthase. The transcript has a single exon. Gene Ontology annotation, molecular function: oxo-acid-lyase activity; isochorismate synthase activity. Gene Ontology annotation, biological process: L-tryptophan biosynthetic process. Lineage: Eukaryota; Fungi; Ascomycota; Dothideomycetes; Pleosporales; Lindgomycetaceae. The coding region runs from base 30 to 1376 and encodes 448 amino acids. The record is from RefSeq and is a predicted model, not a curated record.